This is a messenger RNA of Thamnophis elegans (Western terrestrial garter snake), 1268 nucleotides long. RefSeq names its product peroxisomal biogenesis factor 3 (gene PEX3). Gene Ontology annotation, cellular component: peroxisomal membrane. Gene Ontology annotation, molecular function: protein-macromolecule adaptor activity. The record is from RefSeq and is a predicted model, not a curated record. The transcript has 12 exons. The coding region runs from base 78 to 1193 and encodes 371 amino acids. Lineage: Eukaryota; Metazoa; Chordata; Lepidosauria; Squamata; Natricidae. Gene Ontology annotation, biological process: protein import into peroxisome membrane.
GCUUCCUACGGCGCGCGGGGGACGGGUGGGCGGAGCGGCGGCUCGACCGGGAAUUCUCAUCAUCCGCCGCCGCCGCGAUGCUGCUGGCCGUGUGGGGCUUCCUGAAGCGUCACAAAAAGAAAUGCUUCUUCUUGGGCGCUUUCCUAGGCGGGGUUUAUGUACUUGGAAAAUAUGGUCAGAAAAAAAUGAAAGAAAUUCAAGAAAGAGAAGCAGCAGAAUAUAUAGCACAAGCAAGAAGGCAGUAUCAUUUUGAAAGUAAUCAGAGGACUUGCAACAUGACAGUACUAUCAAUGCUUCCAACAUUAAGAGACACUUUGAUGUAUCAGCUGAAUUCUGAGAGUCUCACUUCCCUGCUAAAAAACAAGCCAGCCAAUAAGUUAGAAAUAUGGGAAGAAUUGAAGAUUAUAAGUUUUACACGGAGUAUUGUAGCAGUAUACAGCACAUGCAUGCUCGUAGUUCUUCUCCGAGUCCAAUUAAAUAUUAUUGGUGGAUACAUUUACUUAGACAAUGCAGCAGUUUGCAAAAAUGGCACUACACUUUUAGCUCCCCCUGAAGUUCAACAACAAUAUUUGUCAAGUAUUCAACACCUCCUAGGAGAUGGCUUGACUGAGCUAAUAAGCGUGAUUAAGAAGACUGUGCAGAAUGUGUUUGAGAGUGUUUCUCUCAAGCAUGCCCUUUCCCUCUUGGAACUUGAACAGAAGCUAAGAGAAAUUAGAAAUGUAAUUGAACAGCCAGAAGAUUCUGCAUCUGAAGAAACUGAAUCACAAUCUAAGCUGUGUCAUUAUAUGAUGCCGGAUGAAGAGAAUCCUUUAGCUUUCCAGGCUAAUGAGCUUACAGAAAAAGAUGUUGCUACCAUUAAGUUACUUAAUGAAACAAGAGAUAUGUUAGAAAGCCCAGAUUUUAAUAGAGUUUUGAGCAGUUGCUUAAAUAGAGGGUUUAGUCGAUUACUGGAUAACAUGGCGGAAUUCUUCAGACCUACUGAACUGGACAUAUGCCAUACUGGUUCUGUGAUCAGUCUUUCCAGUGCCAGUCUUCCUCUAGCCAAAAUAAUCCCCAUAAUAAAUGGACAGAUCCAUUCAGUCUGCAGUGAAACACCUAGCCAUUUUGUUCAGGACUUAUUAAUGAUGGAACAAGUGAAAGACUUUGCUGCUAAUGUAUAUGAAGCCUUCAGUACCCCGCAACUAGAGAAGUAAACUGCUGUUCAAUAUGUACAGAAUAUACUAUUUAGUAUCCAGUUAUUGUGACUAUUCAUUUUGAUAAUGAAACUC